UUUGUUUUGUGGUAAGAUAAGGUUUUGGGGAAUCCGACAUGAAGUUCACGAAACUGAAGAAGCUCUUCUGUUCCUCGAAGAAGGUCGACAGCGCCAACAGUCCGGAAAAUUCUGCGAGCGAAUCCGAAUCCGAUAAAAGGAAACGGAGAUCCAAUCCUAAAGAGGAGACACGGAGCCCUAAUUGGAUAUUUGGCUUUGCCGCAGGUUUAAAAGAGUUCACGAAGAAGCACUGGAAACGAGCUUUUUCGUCUGAUCAAGUCCACUCUUCAGUUCCCUUAGGAUCUUACUUGUCGUCUUCCCUGGGUAGUUCGAAUCGGAUCAAGACGAGGUCCCUCCGAGUGACGCUGGAAACUUGCUUCAGCUUUAGGAAUAAUGAAGCAACUCCCGUGGCACUGUCUCAUGACUUGCCGGGGUUGAAUACUCGUCAGGACUCUGAUAAAUCCAAGGUAUCACCACCUUGCGACUCUGGCAAACCAGAGAAUCAAAUGGAGCUAGAGCCCCCUCAUUUUCAAGCCUUACCUCACAAGACCAGUGCUCCAAGUAAAAGCUAUUCCCGUGACAAUAAGAGUUUCUCUCAAGAGUUGAACGCGGAAGGUGUAAGGCCUUUUCCAUUAAGGAAGCCUGAUAGGUCAAACAGCUGGGAGGAAGUAUUGAAUCUAAUCAAGGCCACAUUUGAUAAAGCAAAGGAAGAAGUGAAUGUCGACCUUAAACAAUUUUCUGAGGACCUGGUUAGAAUUUCCAAGGACAAUGCGAAAAAUCAUCAUGAGUUGAAGGUUAUAAUUGGAAACUUGAUGAUUUUGACGCUGAAAUGUACCAAAACUACUUCAGGAGAGUUCUGGGUUCAGUGUGAGGAGAUAUUUCAAGAGUUAGAUGUCAAAUGGCAUGAGCUUCCCCCGGGUGUUCCCAAGCAGCUUCACACUCGAUUGCUGUUUAUUCUUAUGAGAUGUACUAGACUACUUCAGUUUCAGUUUCUUAAGGAAAGUUGGGGACAGGAGGAAGAGUUCGCACAACGUAGCCAGUCAGGACCUCUCUCUUGUCCAUACUAUGAAACUUCUCUAGUAGUAUCAAAAGAGCAGAAUGAUAACCAAGUUAAGGUGGUUGAAAAUCGAGUAGCUUCCACUGAUGAUAUGUCAAUUAUUAAUGACAAAAAAUCAAUUAUUUGUCGUAUAUGCGAGGAGGAUGUUCCUACCACCCACGUGGAAGAUCACUCUAAAAUAUGUGAAUUGUCGGAUAGAUAUGGCACCAAGGGUGUGAGUGUUGACGCGCGGCUGGAGGAAGUUGCUUCAACUCUUGACAUUAUCAUGGAGAACAUUAGUCUUACAGCGGUAGAAAGCCCUAUGGAAAUAUCCCCUAGACCCGAUCCAUUUGAAUCAUUACUAGGAAGCAAGGUUACAUUCCAUGACCGGGAUGAUAUUCCACUGAUGAUUGCACUUGCUAACAUUGCAAGACGAGCAGCAAAUGCCAUAUCACAUGAUGAUCAAUCCAUGAAGGUCUUACUUUCUUGUCUUUAUUACUUGAGGCUUACCAUAGACAGCAGAAACUUUGAUGCGCUGACAGUAGAAACUUUUGGAAUACGCAUAGAAAAGUUGAUACGGGAUAAGUAUCUUCAGCUGAACGAGAUUCUGGAUGAUGAAAAAGUUGACCUAUCAAGCACCGUAAUUGAUGAAGAUGUUCUAUUGGCAGAUGAAGUUGAUCAACGCAGUUUGAGGACCAGAUCAGUACGUAUGCGGGACCGCAUAUCCAUAGAUGAUUUUGAGGAGAUAAAAGAAAUUAGUAGGGGAGCUUAUGGGAGAGUUCUUUUGGCUAAAAAGAGAACAACAGGAGACAUAUUUGCAAUUAAGGUUGUGAAGAAGGCAGAUAUGAUCCGCAAGAAUGCUGUUGAACGUAUACAUGCUGAACUAGAUAUUUUAAGCAACGUCCGCAACCCCUUUGUAGUUCGAUUCUUCUAUUCUUUUACUUGUCGCGAAAACCUUUAUCUUGUGAUGGAGUACGUGAAUGGGGGUGAUUUUUUUUCAAUGUUGAAAUGUAUCGGUUGUUUGGAUGAAACUGAUGCCCGUGUAUACAUUGCCGAAGUUGUCCUAGCUUUGGAAUAUUUACACUCUGAGGGUAUUGUGCAUCGUGAUUUGAAACCUGACAAUUUAUUGAUGGCACAUGAUGGUCAUGUUAAGUUGACAGAUUUUGGGCUCUCCGAAGUUGGUCUCAUCGACAGCACCGGUGAUCUCUCUGGUCCAAAAUUCUCAACAUCGGAGCAUAACUUUGAAAGGCGAGAUAGGCCGUCUGCGGUUGGCACUCCUGACUACAUGGCUCCAGAAAUCCUUUUGGGGAAAGGACAUGGUGCAACUGCGGAUUGGUGGUCUGUUGGCAUCAUUUUGUUCGAAUUUAUUGUGGGUAUUCCGCCCUUCAAUGCUGAUAAUCCUGAGCAAAUAUUUGACAAUAUUAUCAACCGGAAAAUAACAUGGCCUAGUGUUCCAGAGGAGAUGAGCUAUGAAGCCCGUGAUUUGAUAGAUCGGUUAUUAACGGAAGAUCCUCAUCAGAGGCUUGGAGCUAGAGGGGCGGCUGAGGUCAAGCAGCACAUCUUCUUUAAAGACAUAAACUGGGACACUCUACCAGAGCAGAAGGCUGUAUAUGUGCCGGAUACAGUAGAUGCUCUUGACACAAGUUACUUCCAAAGUCGCUACGCUUCGGAUAAGCGAUCUUCUCCAACCAGUGAGAAUGGAAAUUCCUGUGAAAGUGGCAGCAGUGGUUGCCACAGCAAUGAUCACAACGAUGGGGUUGAUGAAUGCGGCGGAUCUGCGGGGUUGGAAACAAAUAUUUCUGAAAGUAACCCAUUCGAUAACUUCUCCUACAAGAACCUCAGUCAGCUGGCAUGUAUCAAUUAUGAUUUGGUGUCCAAAGUUCAGAAAAAUGGAACAGCAACAAGUGUGUAUCCAAGACAACAAACAAAUUAAUGUACAUUUAUUUUCGAGGCUUUGGCAUUCCUACCUCCAGAGAGAGGGUUGUGAAAUGCGUACU
Molecule: messenger RNA, 3012 nt
Organism: Raphanus sativus (radish)
Lineage: Eukaryota; Viridiplantae; Streptophyta; Magnoliopsida; Brassicales; Brassicaceae
Product: probable serine/threonine protein kinase IRE3
Exons: 17
Coding region: 39-2948 (969 amino acids)
Biological process (GO): peptidyl-serine phosphorylation; intracellular signal transduction
Molecular function (GO): ATP binding; protein serine/threonine kinase activity
Source: RefSeq, a predicted model, not a curated record